This is a messenger RNA of Bombyx mandarina (wild silkworm), 1733 nucleotides long. RefSeq names its product UDP-N-acetylglucosamine pyrophosphorylase mmy (gene mmy). Gene Ontology annotation, molecular function: UDP-N-acetylglucosamine diphosphorylase activity. Lineage: Eukaryota; Metazoa; Arthropoda; Insecta; Lepidoptera; Bombycidae. Gene Ontology annotation, biological process: UDP-N-acetylglucosamine biosynthetic process. The record is from RefSeq and is a predicted model, not a curated record.
CGACGUGUUUCUAGUUUCUGUUGUGGAGGGAGAACAGUGAAAAUGUCUUAGUACAACUGCCGGGCAAUGGGCCAGUUCACGCUUUCUAAUCGUCGUAUACGGUCGACGAGCGUUUAAAUUUGUUUGUAAACAAAUCGCGGAGUGAAAAAAUGUAUGAAACAUUAUUACGAAACCUAAAAGAUCAUGGUCAAGAACACUUAAUUAAAUACUGGUCGGUAUUAAGUGAGGAACAGCGGAAACAGCUGUCGGACGAAAUUCUAAAACUUGACUUGACGGAAGUGCAUGCAACAUUUUCGCGGGCAAUUGAAUCUACGAAAAAAAUAUUAGAAAAAUUAGACGACGACUUGAAACCAAUACCGGAUAGUCACUAUGAGUCUGUACCGAACUUGACGCCCGAUAAGAUUGAAGAAUACGAAAAUAUCGGAUUUAAAGAAAUAUGCAAUGGGAAAGUUGGUGUGCUCUUGUUAGCUGGAGGUCAGGCGACGCGGCUCGGUUUCGGCCACCCAAAGGGAAUGUACGAUGUGGGAUUGCCAUCAAGAAAAACCUUGUUCCAGAUACAAGCCGAGAGGAUCCUGCGAGUUCAGCAGAUGGCUGCCGAAAAAUAUGGAAACGAAGGUAAAAUAACAUGGUAUAUUAUGACUUCUGAACACACGAAAGCCCCUACUGCAAAUUAUUUCAAAAGUCACUCAUACUUUGGUUUGAAUGAAAACGAUGUGGUUUUCUUUGAGCAAGGCACAUUACCUUGCUUUGAUUUUGAAGGGAAAAUAUUCUUGGAUGAGAAAUAUCAUUUGUCUGCUGCCCCUGAUGGUAAUGGAGGUCUGUAUCGAGCAUUAAAAACCCAGGGAAUAUUGGACGAUAUCUCAGUAAGAGGAAUCCAACAUCUUCAUGCUCAUUCAGUUGACAACAUACUUAUAAAGGUUGCAGAUCCGGUAUUUAUUGGUUACUGUAAAUCUAAAAAUGCUGAUUGUGCUGCAAAAGUCGUUCAGAAAUCUAGUCCCAGUGAGCCUGUUGGUGUCGUCUGCAGAGUGAAUGGACACUACAAGGUAGUGGAGUACUCCGAACUCACAGACGAGGCAUCUGAAAGACGUAAUCCAGAUGGUCGUCUCACAUUCUCAGCAGGAAACAUCUGUAAUCAUUAUUUUUCAGCUGAUUUCUUAAGAAAAAUAUCAAACUUUGAGACAAAGCUAAAAUUGCAUAUAGCCAAAAAGAAAAUACCGUAUAUAGAUGAGAAUGGUGUGCGGCAGAAACCGAAUGAACCAAACGGUAUUAAGAUGGAGAAAUUUAUUUUUGAUGUUUUUGAGUUUGCUGAGAAUUUCAUUUGCUUAGAGGUGGCUCGAGACACUGAGUUUUCAGCCUUAAAGAAUGCUGACACAGCCAAAAAAGACUGUCCUUCGACUGCCCGAGAAGAUUUGCUUCAGCUCCAUAAAAAAUACAUUAGACAAGCUGGUGGAGAGGUGGCAGACGAUGCUGAUAUAGAAAUCUCUCCGUUAUUGUCCUACGGGGGCGAGAAUUUGGACAGCAUUGUUAACGGUAAAGUGUUUACCGCUGGUCCAUUCCAUUUGAAGAGUCCACAGGAAUUAUCAAGUAAUGGUGUUAAUGGUAAUCAUUGAUACUGGAAAUUAUUUUAGAAUGGUAUAAAUUUCAUACCAUGAAUAAAUAUUGGAAUUUAAUUUUGAAACAAAUAAGUUGCCAACAUUAAAUUUUAAUUUUAAUUUCAAAACAUUUAUCUUAUU